UGAAGCUGCCGCCGGCCACCCUGCCUCCCAGGUCACAUGAUCAUAAGGUAUAUAAACCGGCCCGGAGAUCCCGUCUGCUCCGAGUGCUGACUUGUAAACCCAGGAGACCGGGGACACCUUCGCCAGUCGCUGCUCCUGUUAAUUCCAAGCAAACAUGAGGGAAUGCAUCAGCGUACACGUGGGCCAGGCGGGCGUGCAGAUGGGCAACGCCUGCUGGGAGCUCUACUGCCUCGAGCACGGCAUCCAGCCCGACGGCACCAUGCCCUCCGACAAGUACGCCGGGGGCGGCGAUGACUCUUUCAACACCUUCUUCAACGAGACCGGGGCGGGCAAACACGUCCCAAGGGCGGUCUUCGUAGAUCUGGAGCCUUCUGUAGUCGACGAGGUCAGGAUAGGCGUGUACCGCUGGCUCUUCCAUCCAGAACAGUUGAUCACGGGCAAGGAGGACGCUGCUAACAAUUAUGCGCGUGGCCACUACACCAUCGGAAAGGAGAUCGUCGAUUUGGUGCUGGAUCGCAUUCGAAAGCUCGCCGAUCAGUGCACAGGGUUGCAGGGCUUCCUAAUCUUCCAUUCCUUCGGCGGUGGAACCGGAUCAGGAUUCACAUCCCUGUUGAUGGAACGUCUCUCAGUCGACUACGGCAAAAAGAGCAAGCUCGAAUUCGCCAUCUAUCCUGCCCCUCAGGUCGCGACGGCCGUCGUAGAACCCUACAACUCGAUCCUGACCACCCACACCACCCUCGAGCACUCGGACUGCGCCUUCAUGGUAGACAACGAAGCCAUCUACGACAUCUGCCGGAGAAACCUAGACAUCGAAAGGCCCACCUACACCAACCUGAACCGUCUCAUCGGCCAGAUCGUGUCCUCCAUCACCGCCUCCCUCAGGUUCGACGGCGCUCUGAACGUCGACCUGACCGAAUUCCAGACCAAUUUGGUUCCCUAUCCUCGCAUCCACUUCCCCCUCGUCACCUACGCCCCGGUCAUCUCGGCAGAAAAGGCCUACCACGAGCAGCUCUCCGUGGCUGAAAUCACCAACGCCUGCUUCGAGCCAGCUAACCAGAUGGUCAAGUGUGACCCCCGCCACGGCAAGUACAUGGCGUGCUGUCUGCUCUUCAGAGGGGACGUCGUGCCCAAAGACGUGAACGCGGCCAUAGCGUCCAUCAAGACCAAGAGGACCAUCCAGUUUGUCGACUGGUGUCCCACGGGGUUCAAAGUGGGCAUCAACUAUCAGCCCCCUACCUCUGUUCCUGGGGGAGACUUGGCGAAGGUAUCAAGAGCUGUAUGUAUGCUGUCCAACACCACUGCCAUCGCUGAGGCCUGGGCACGACUCGACCACAAGUUCGACCUGAUGUAUGCCAAGAGAGCCUUCGUCCACUGGUACGUGGGAGAAGGUAUGGAAGAAGGAGAGUUCACAGAAGCCCGGGAGGACUUGGCUGCUUUGGAGAAAGAUUACGAAGAAGUUGGCAUGGACUCCGUAGAGGACGAGGGCGCUGACAACGAAUAUUAGGAAUAUCGAAGUUGUUGUUCAAUCUCCGUUGAAUCAUAUCUGAGAACUGCCAUGAUUAGAUAUGAACUGAGUAGACCUAAUCCUCCCAAACUCAGUUUCUCAUAUUUUUUUAUAUGCUCAUAAAAGUGCCAAGAGAGUUCAUUAUUUUUACAGAAUCCGUUAAAGAGGACUAUAUUAUUCUUCAAAUAUUUCUAAAGGAAUGGAAAAGGGAUCCUGAAUCUAAAAUUCAAUAUCAGUAUUGCUAAAUGAUGCUUCUGAUGUGCUUUGCAUUAGACUGAUUUCCCCGCCACAGUCAAUACGCUUUGGAAACCAGGGAGCUUUUGUGUUUAUUAAGUAAGCUGAAGGUGACUUUGAUCAGUAAGGAAGAGAAUAUUACCUGAAGAAAUCUUAAGCAAGGGUAUCCCCGAUACUUUCAAAAGGAAACUGCAGCCUUGUCGACAAUGGGAACAGCAUUUGAAUUCCGUCACAAAUGUUUUCUACAAGUUUCAAAGGUCAAGGCUGAAAUAAAGAUUUAUAACAGUUA
Macrobrachium nipponense is the source of this 2027-nucleotide messenger RNA. Its product is annotated as tubulin alpha-1D chain-like. Lineage: Eukaryota; Metazoa; Arthropoda; Malacostraca; Decapoda; Palaemonidae. The record is from RefSeq and is a predicted model, not a curated record. The transcript has 5 exons. The coding region runs from base 155 to 1504 and encodes 449 amino acids. Gene Ontology annotation, molecular function: GTP binding; structural constituent of cytoskeleton. Gene Ontology annotation, cellular component: cytoplasm; microtubule. Gene Ontology annotation, biological process: mitotic cell cycle; microtubule cytoskeleton organization.